AUGACUCUGUGCACCCUGCCAGGAACGCCCAAGCCGCAGAUCACAUGGCGGAAGGGCCCGUCCUCAGAGCCCCUGCAUGACCGGCCAGGUGUGGCGGUGCUGGAAGAGGGGUCUCUAUUCCUGGCCUCCGUCUCACCCACGGACAGUGGAGACUACGAGUGCCAGGCCACCAACGAGGUGGGCUCCACGUCCAGGAGAGCCAAGCUGGUGGUCUAUGUGCCCCCCAGCAUCCGGGAGGACAGGCGCAAGGCCAACGUGUCGGGCAUGGCCGGGCAGUCCUUGACGCUGGAGUGUGAUGCAAACGGCUUUCCAGUCCCUGAGAUCGUGUGGCUGAAGGACGGGCAGCUGAUCCCUAAGGUGGGUGGCCACCGCCUCCUGGACGGGGGCCAGUCCCUCCACUUCCCCAGGAUCCAGGAGGGUGAUUCUGGGCUCUACUCCUGCCGGGCAGAGAACCAGGCUGGGACCACCCAGAAGGACUUCAAUCUCCUUGUGCUCACCCCUCCUUCCGUGCUUGGAGCCGGGGCCGCUCAGGAGGUGCUGGGAUUGGCUGGUGCAGAUGUGGAGCUGCAGUGUUGGACCUCAGGGGUCCCCACGCCCCAGGUGGAGUGGACCAAGGACAGGCAGUGAGUGGCUCCCCCGGAGG
This is a messenger RNA of Piliocolobus tephrosceles (Ugandan red Colobus), 643 nucleotides long. Its product is annotated as hemicentin-2-like. Bases 1 to 627 code for a protein of 208 amino acids. The transcript is spliced from 4 exons. The record is from RefSeq and is a predicted model, not a curated record. Lineage: Eukaryota; Metazoa; Chordata; Mammalia; Primates; Cercopithecidae.